ACUGUCGCAAAUGAAGGAAGUGCACUUGUGUGUUGGAGGGUGACGCAGCUUCUUAUUGCGGAGCCGCAACUUUCACUUUCAUUUAUCAGGAAAAACAGCGUCUAAAGAAGCGAAGCAGGGGCGGAAGAUCAAAAUGUCAGACACCCACCAUGAAGAGCUCGUGGAACGUGAACGCAAUGACAACAUGAACCAAGAUGAAGAUGGAGCUCUCAUUGUUCUUUCACUGAAGUGGAUAAAGCCUGAUGAAAUACAAAAUAUGAAAAGGUUGGGGACUAGUCUAAAUAAAAUGCUUCAGUCUUGGUUCAACAAUCAAAAACUUAAAGUGGACUGCUCAGUGGAAAGGAUCAUAUUUGAUGGGUGUGUUUUGAUAAAGACUAAACCAGCUCCAGCCAUCAUUGAGCUUCAGAAACUGAGUAAACAAACACUAACUGGGAGAGAUGGAAAUUCAGUCACCAUAACUGGCAUUAGUCUGACCCUGCCGUCUGCAGAGGUUGAUACACAAGUACCAGCGGAUGCUUCAUUAAACCUUCCUACUUGUGGGCCAGAGCCACAAACUGACCAAGUUCAACCAGGGAAGCAGAGUAACGCAGGUCCUGCUGCCGGAGAACAGAGUGGCACUUCUUCAAUGUCAGAGCCACAAACUGACCAAGUUCAACGAGAGAAGCAGAGUAACGCAGGUCCUGCAGCUGGAGAAGAGAGUGGAACUUCUUCAAUAUCAGAGCCACAAACUGAGCAAAUUCAGCUGGAGCAACAGAGUAACACAGCUUCUGCAGCUGAAGAGAUGCACUCUUGUUCUCUCCCAGUGGGUCAUUUCUGGUAUGUGAACCACAUGUACAAGGAGGAAAUGAAACACAUAGAGAAAAAGAACGGAGUUAAAAUCAGGGCAGAGGUGAAGGUGAAAUUAGAAUUAGACCAGAAAGAUGGGAGCAAAGACAAAGCUCUCAAUGAGUUCAUUAACCUGGUCCAGAAAACCACAGCUGAAUCCAGUGGUUCAGUUAUUCCUCUCAAGUCCACAGCUCCAGAUCAGUGGAGGGAUGCACUGAAAACCAUCCAGAAAAAGGAAAACAAGCUUUUGAUUACUCUCACCUCUGAAGAAAUGACUGUAUGUGGGCCAAGACAAAGUCAAGAGGUCAUCAGAAAGUUCUUAAAUGCAAAUGCACAGCAGAAAAACACAAAUGUUUCUCUUGAAGAGAAUGAAAGAGAGAAUGAAGACACAUCACUGAAGAUUGACAUGUCCAAUAAAGAUCAUCUCAUGCAAACGGGACUAACCAUGGAGGAAAGCUACUGGAAGCUGAUGAAUAGCUCUUACAGUGAGAACGUAGCAAAGAUCAAAGAUAAGUUUAAUGUGGAACUGAAAGAAUCAGAUGCCGGUCAAGGCAAAGUCACUGUCAAAGCUUUCUACAAAAAAGAUGAAGGAAACGCUUCUAUGGAGAGCCACGCUCUAAGAGGUCUUUUUCAUCUGUAUCAGAAAAUCGCCACAUCCCCCAUGAGCUUCUCUCAGGCCCCUGCUACCUCUGGAAACUGGAGUUGGCCAUGGUCAUGGUACUUCUUAUUGCGGAGCCGCAACUUUCACUUUCAUUUAUCAGGAAAAACAGCGUUUAAAGAAGCGAGGCAGGGGAGGAAGAUCAAAAUGUCAGGCACCGACGGUGAAGUGCCCAUGGACGUUGACAAAAAUUACGACCCGAACCAACCUUUUCUUAAGAGUAAAAACCAGCAACAUCCAACAUUUACUGAUAAACCUGCUGCAGUAAGUGUUGUGGAUGAAGCUGAAGCUCUCGCUGUUCUUUCACUGAAGUGGAUAAAGCAUGAUGAACCAGGAAAUAUGAAAAAGCUAGAGACUAGUCUAAAUAAAAUGCUUCAGUCUUGGAUCAACAAUCAAAAACUUAAGGUGGACUGCUCAGUGAAAAGGACCUUAACUGAUGGGUGUGUUGUGAUAAAGACUGAACCACCAACAGCCAUCAUUGAGCUUCAGAAACUGAGUAAACAAACACUAACUGGGAGAGAUGGAAAUUCAGUCACCAUAACUGACAUUAGUCUGACCCUGCCGUCUGCAGAGGUCAAUACACAAGUACCAGCGGAUGCUUCAAUAAACCUUCCUUCUACACAGCCAGAGCCACAAACUGACCAAGUUCAACGAGAAAAGCAGAGUAACGCAGGUCCUGCUGCUGGAGAAGAGAGUGGAACUUCUUCAAUAUCAGAGCCACAAACUGAGCAAGUUCAGCUGCAGCAACAGAGUAACACAGCUUCUGCAGCUGAAGAGAUGCACUCUUGUUUUGUCCCAUUGAGUCUUUUCUGGUAUGUGAACCACAUGUACGAGGAGGAAAUGAAACGCAUAGAGAAAAAGAAUGGAAUUAAAAUCAAGGCAGAGGUGAAGGUGAAAUUAGAAUUAGACCAGAAAGAUGGGAACCCAGACAAAGCUCUCAAUGAGUUCAUAAACCUUUUCCAGAAUAACACAGUUGAAUACAGUGGUUCAGUUAUUCCUCUCAAGUCCACAGCUCCAGAUCAGUGGAGCAAUGUACUGAAAACCAUCCAGAAAAAGGAAAACAAGCUUUUGGUUACUAUGACCUCUGAAGGAAUGACUGUACGUGGGCCAAGACAAAGUCAAGAGGUCAUCAGAAAGUUCUUAAAUGCAGAUGCACAGCAGAAAAGAAACACAAAUGUUUCUCUUGAAGAGAAUGAAAGAGAGAUUUGGGACACAGCACUGAAGAUUGACAUGACUACCAAAGACCAUUUCCCAGAUGCAGGAUUAAUCAUGGAGGAGAGCUACUGGAAGCUGAUGUCUACCUCUUACAAUGAGCAAGUAAAAAGAAUCAAAGAUAAGUUUAAUGUGGAACUAAAAGAAUCAGACAUCAGUCACGGCAAAGUCAGUAUUAAAGCUUUCUACAACAAAGAUAAAGGAAAUGCCUCCAUGGAGAGCCACGCUCUCAAAGCUCUUCUCCGUCUGUGCCAGAAGAUUGAUGCAUCCCCCAUGAAGCUCUCUCUGUUCAAUGGUGCCAGUGGACCCAGUGGCUCACUGAUGAACACAAACAGCAUUUCUCAACCAGAGGGGGCCUCCAAUGAGCUUGUGUUAAAUGGCCAAUCAGCAAACAGGAAGCACAAUGCUGAUGCAUCCCAAGGAGGCGGAGCAACAGCAAGAGAUGGUGAAGCAGAAAAAUGCUCUAUAUGUUUGGAUACGUUUAAAAACAAGAAACAGCUCAAAUGUAAACAUGAAUUUUGUGAGGAAUGCCUUCAACAAGCAAAGGAUGUGAAUGGGCCCAUUUGUCCCAUAUGCAGAGUCGUCUUUGGCAUGAUAACAGGAGACCAGCCUGAUGGAAAAAUGUCACACUAUACAUUGCACGGUUCCCUCUCUGGAUUCCCAGGCUGUGGCACUAUAGUUAUCAGCUAUGACAUUCCAAGUGGAAUACAGACGCAAAAACAUCCCAAUCCUGGACAGCACUUUUCAGGUAUUUCCAGAAGAGCAUAUCUGCCAGACAACAGUGAGGGCAAAGAAGUGCUGCAACUGUUGAAAAGAGCUUUUGACCAGAAGCUCAUUUUUACUAUUGGAACAUCCAGAACAACUGGAAGGGACGACCAGGUGACCUGGAAUGACAUUCAUCACAAAACAUCCACAACAGGAGGGCCACAAUGGUUUGGGUAUCCUGACCCUGAGUACCUGAGCAGAGUCAAAGAGGAGUUAAAGGCGAAAGGCAUCGAGUGAAGACUUUGAUACAAAAUGCAGCUGAAUGAUAAAGAAGUUAAAAACAAGACGACUUAUUAAACAGACACUGAUGUUCAAAUAUACUGCUUUACUCUUUUCUCUGUUAAUGUUUCAUAUACUCAGUAUGGGUUGCAAUUGAGUUUAUUGAUUAGCAACAUAUCUACACUUAUGUAGCCUGAUUUUCUUUGGAUUACUUUUUUUGUUUUACAUCAUUUAACAACAUUGGGAUUAAAUUUGCAUAAACAUACAUGUAAGCUCAGGUCUUCACUGAUGAUGAUCUGAUUCACUGUUUGCCUAAUAAACGUUUACCUGAACCCA
This is a messenger RNA of Archocentrus centrarchus (flier cichlid), 4015 nucleotides long. RefSeq lists its product as uncharacterized. Gene Ontology annotation, molecular function: metal ion binding. The transcript has 16 exons. Lineage: Eukaryota; Metazoa; Chordata; Actinopteri; Cichliformes; Cichlidae. The record is from RefSeq and is a predicted model, not a curated record. Gene Ontology annotation, biological process: Notch signaling pathway; protein ubiquitination. Bases 134 to 3697 code for a protein of 1187 amino acids.